UUCCGGUAAAAGCGUGUUUCUACGACAUAACACAACAGUUGAAGGUACAAUUGUAAAAUAUAAACUAAUUUGACUAUUUGAUAAACACGGGUCGCAAAGGAUGCUAACGAUAUUAAAAUUAAUGGUGACGUUGAAGAAAACGACCAGCAGGAGAUAAUAAGGCCGCAGUGAUAGCUCCGAGUACAUACGUAUAAUUGCGCCGCGUGUAUAUAUAGCAGUGAGUUCUCUCUUGAGAACUCUCUCUCUCGCAGAGUCCCGUCCCAUACGUUCUGUGUUUAUCAAAAUAUCUGAAAGUGACUUGGACACAAGCGGGUCACUGCUGAAGACUCUCUCAUUUGCUUCGAAUUGUCAGGAGAAACAUGGCUAAGGACAAUCUCACGGCUAUACUGUAUGGCAUCAACGAUUUGCGCCUGGAAAACACAAGUAUCGAAGAACCAGAAGACAAUGAGGUAUUGUUGGAAAUGGGAUGCGUAGGAAUUUGUGGGUCGGAUGUUCAUUAUCUUGUUGAUGGUAGAAUCGGUGAUUUUAUAGUGAAGAAACCCAUGAUUAUCGGUCAUGAGUCUUCCGGAACUGUCGCCAAACUUGGAAAAAAUGUCAAGAAUUUAAAAAUCGGCGAUCGUGUUGCUAUCGAACCUGGUGUGCCUUGCAGAAUGUGUACGUUCUGCAAAGAGGGACGUUAUAAUUUGUGCAAAGAUAUUGUGUUUUGCGCAACUCCGCCUGUGCAUGGCAGUUUAAGACGUUUCUACAAACAUGCAGCUGAUUUUUGCUUCAAAUUGCCCGAUCAUGUGAGCUUAGAGGAAGGAGCGCUUUUAGAGCCAUUAUCAGUGGCAGUACACGCUUGCAAACGAGGCGAGAUUGGAAUCGAUUCUAAAGUAUUAAUUCUUGGAGCUGGCCCGAUUGGUUUGGUAACAUUACUGGUAGCCAAAGCCAUGGGCGCUAGUAAAGUAGUUAUCACGGAUAUCGUGGAAAGUAGACUGAACAUAGCAAAGAAACUUGGCGCUGACGACACGUAUCUGGUGCGAAAGGAUAGAUCGGAAAAGGAUACAGUGGUUGACAUUCAUACAAUCUUCGAGGGUGAACCUAAUAGGACGAUAGACGCCUCUGGUGCACAAGCCUCGAUUCGUUUAGCAAUUCUCGUGACCAAAUCUGGCGGAACCGUGGUAUUAGUGGGACUGGGUGCACCAGAGGUACAAGUUCCACUAAUAAGCGCUCUGAUAAGAGAAGUCGACAUCAGGGGUGUCUUCCGAUAUGUAAAUGACUACAGCGACGCAUUGGAGCUCGUCGCUUCUGGUAAGGUAAACGUGAAGCCAUUGAUCACUCACAAUUUCAAGAUAGAGGAAACCAAGCAGGCGUUUGAAACCAGCAGGACUGGGGCAGGUGGAGCUAUUAAAGUUAUGAUUCAUUGUAAAUAGACAAAUCGUAGCGGAAAUACUGGAUCAUGAUUUUCUGCGAGGAAUACUAUGCAAUAAGUUUAUAUUUUUUCGUGUGUGUGUGUGUGUGUGGAAUAUGUUAAACUAAAUUUUACUAUUAAAAGCAUAUAUAAAUAAUUUUUUUUAAUUUGAUGUUUGUCUUAAUAGGGAAAAAUAUCUGGAUAUAUUUAUGUCAACAUAUAUCACUUAUUACAAAUUGGCAGGACGUUUUAACAAAUGUUUUUUAUCGUGUUAUCUUGUAUAAACCCAGACAACACAAAGUCAAAAAUUACAAGAUGUCUUUAAGACUAUUUUUGGGAAAUGUGUCUUACGAUUUUUAGUCAUUCUUAAGACGUCUUAUGAUUCAAUUUGAGACUUUGUGUCUGGGAACAUUAAGCUAUAUGAAAUUCUGAUUAUACAUCUUUUGCUUGGCAAGCAAUUGAAUGGUAACAAGUAUUCCUAAAUUGUGUUUAUAGAAAUCGCAUAAAUACGUACGCUAUUGUUGGAUGCGUACAAUGGCUCAAAGAAAAAAGAAAUGAUAAAGUAGCGCCUGAUAUAUUCAAACUGGUGAAUUUUAGUUAAUAACAAUGUUUACAUUAGUUGACAUUAUUUUCACAAUAACGACGUUGUUUAACUAUUACAAGCAAUAAAGUUUUAUUUUCGAAUA
This is a messenger RNA of Solenopsis invicta (red fire ant), 2076 nucleotides long. Its product is annotated as sorbitol dehydrogenase. The transcript has 8 exons. Gene Ontology annotation, molecular function: L-iditol 2-dehydrogenase (NAD+) activity; zinc ion binding. NCBI's taxonomy places the organism in Eukaryota, Metazoa, Arthropoda, Insecta, Hymenoptera, Formicidae. The record is from RefSeq and is a predicted model, not a curated record. The coding region runs from base 360 to 1412 and encodes 350 amino acids. Gene Ontology annotation, biological process: D-sorbitol catabolic process.